UACAAACAAACCAGCGGAGUUUACUUCCUCUUUAAGGUCACAUGCACACUGGAUGUUUAUCUCUGAUGCAUGGAGAUGUAGAGUUUUUAGCUGUGGACAGAGGGCACUGGUGCAUGGUCCAGCCCCGCUGCCAACGGCCUGUCAAGCUCUGAGUUGUCAUAUCUGGAGUACAAUGAAAGAUCAGAAGCUUUGGGGGUAUUUAUUUCAAACUACUACAAAGUAAGCAAACUGUGUGGCUAGGUAGUGGACAAAGUUAAUAGAGUUCUAGGGUGUAUCACUAGAAGGCUCAUCAGUAGGAGGAAGAAGGUCCUGAUUCUAGGGUGUAUCACUAAAAGGAUCACUAGCAGGUGGAAGCAGGUCCCGAUUCUAUGGUGUAUCACUAGCAGGUGGAAUUAGGUCCUGAUCCUAGGGUGUAUCACUAGCAGGUGGAAUGAGGUCCUGAUCCUAGGGUGUAUCACUAGCAGGUGGAAUGAGGUACUGAUCCUAGGGUGUAUCACUAGCAGGUGGAAUGAGGUACUGAUUCUAGGGUGUAUCACUAGCAGGUGGAAGGAGGUCAUGAUCCUAGGGUGUAUCACUAGCAGGUGGAAUGAGGUCCUGAUUCUAGGGUGUAUCACUAGCAGGUGGAAUGAGGUCCUGAUCCUAGGGUGUAUCACUAGCAGGUGGAAUGAGGUCCUGAUCCUAGGGUGUAUCACUAGCAGGUGGAAGGAGGUCAUGAUUCUAGGGUGUAUCACUAGCAGGUGGAAGGAGGUCAUGAUUCUAGGGUGUAUCACUAGAAGGCUCACCAGUAGGAGGAAGGAGGUCCUGAUUCUAGGGUGUAUCACUAGAAGGCUCACCAGUAGGAGGAAGGAGGUCCUGAUCCUAGGGUGUAUCACUAGCAGGUGGAAUGAGGUCCUGAUUCUAGGGUGUAUCACUAGAAGGAUCACUAGCAGGUGGAAGCAGGUCCCGAUUCUAUGGUGUAUCACUAGCAGGUGGAAUGAGGUCCUGAUCCUAGGGUGUAUCACUAGCAGGUGGAAUGAGGUACUGAUCCUAGGGUGUAUCACUAGCAGGUGGAAGGAGGUCAUGAUCCUAGGGUGUAUCACUAGCAGGUGGAAUGAGGUCCUGAUCCUAGGGUGUAUCACUAGCAGGUGGAAUGAGGUCCUGAUUCUAGGGUGUAUCACUAGCAGGUGGAAUGAGGUCCUGAUCCUAGGGUGUAUCACUAGCAGGUGGAAGGAGGUCAUGAUUCUAGGGUGUAUCACUAGCAGGUGGAAGGAGGUCAUGAUUCUAGGGUGUAUCACUAGAAGGCUCACCAGUAGGAGGAAGGAGGUCCUGAUUCUAGGGUGUAUCACUAGAAGGCUCACCAGUAGGAGGAAGGAGGUCCUGAUCCUAGGGUGUAUCACUAGCAGGUGGAAUGAGGUCCUGAUUCUAGGGUGUAUCACUAGAAGGAUCACUAGCAGGUGGAAGCAGGUCCCGAUUCUAUGGUGUAUCACUAGCAGGUGGAAUGAGGUCCUGAUCCUAGGGUGUAUCACUAGCAGGUGGAAUGAGGUCCUGAUCCUAGGGUGUAUCACUAGCAGGUGGAAGGAGGUCAUGAUUCUAGGGUGUAUCACUAGAAGGCUCACCAGUAGGAGGUCAUGAUUCUAGGGUGUAUCACUAGAAGGCUCACCAGUAGGAGGAAGGAGGUCCUGAUUCUAGGGUGUAUCACUAGAAGGCUCACCAGUAGGAGGAAGGAGGUCCUGAUUCUAGGGUGUAUCACUAGAAGGCUCACCAGUAGGAGGUCAUGAUUCUAGGGUGUAUCACUAGAAGGCUCACCAGUAGGAGGAAGGAGGUCCUGAUUCUAGGGUGUAUCACUAGAAGGCUCACCAGUAGGAGGAAGGAGGUCCUGAUUCUAGGGUGUAUCACUAGAAGGCUCACCAGUAGGAGGAAGAAGGUCCUGAUUCUAGGGUGUAUCACUAGAAGGAUCACUAGCAGGUGGAAGGAGGUCCUGAUUAAG
Messenger RNA from Rana temporaria (common frog), 1966 nucleotides. RefSeq lists its product as uncharacterized. The coding region runs from base 556 to 1611 and encodes 351 amino acids. The record is from RefSeq and is a predicted model, not a curated record. Lineage: Eukaryota; Metazoa; Chordata; Amphibia; Anura; Ranidae. The transcript has 2 exons.